CCUGGUUUGUGCAGUCUUUUUGGUGCACUUCAUGGCACCUUGCUGUUUGAGACUGCGGUAUAUUCCCUCUGGCAGUUUGGCUGAAACAGUUUAGUUUGCUUUGUCUCGCACUUUUGACGUGGCUUUGCCCGGCUUGGCGCGUCUCCUCUGAUAGCCAUGGUGUUGGUGCAGCUCGCCGUGUUGUCGACACUUUGGUGCAGUUCCUAUGCUAUGAAGAUUCUGGCCGACCAAGAAGCAGCCAACGCGGAUGCCGUUGCCAAGUGCUACAGUGGUCCGGAGCAGGGUGUGUGGGAACUGGUGAUGGGGAAGCAGAUUGACAUUGGCGCAGCAUCUUCCACCUUGGAGCUAGCUCAGAGGGCUCAUGUGGGGUCAGGGAUGAAGGGAGUUGAGUUGAACAGCAACAAUGGUGGAGGCAUGCGCGCCUUGGUUCGCCUCGCAGGAGUGGACUCCAUGAUCGGAGUGGACCUCACUAAGUCCGUGGUGGAGACUGGCAGGAAGAGGACAGCGGAGGAGGGGCUCAGUGACAAGAUCAAGUUCAUCAACAAGAACUCUUUGGAGAAUGGGCUCCCGGAUGCCUCUGCCGAUUUUGUGUACAGCAAGGAUGCUUGGUGCUACAUGCCUGACAAACAACUAAUCAUCGACCAAGCAGCUCGCAUCGUAAAGCCCGGAGGAAAAGUGAUGUUUACCGACUGGAUCGAGGGUGAAGGUCUAUCAGACCCUGAGGCGCAGAGAUUCUUGAGCCUGAUGACAUUCCCUGCCAUCCCCACUGUUGAGGAGUAUGCGCAGAUGCUGAAGAAGGCAGGCUUUGAGGUUGAGAUCGCGGAGAACAGUGGUCGCUUCUCACCUGCCAUGGACAGCUAUGUGCACAUGCUGAAGCGGCAAGCAGUGUACGAUGCCAAGAAAUUGUUGGGAUGGGAUGAAGAGGCCUAUGAUAAAUUGAUCUCUGACUUUGAGUUCAUGGCGAAACUGGCCCGAGAAGGCAAAAUCAUCCAGGGAAUGUUUGUGGGUCGCAAGAACGAUGUGCAUCGCGAGAUGUGA
Molecule: messenger RNA, 1038 nt
Organism: Cladocopium goreaui
Lineage: Eukaryota; Dinophyceae; Suessiales; Symbiodiniaceae
Source: the annotation of a GenBank genome assembly